Molecule: messenger RNA, 11980 nt
Organism: Dunckerocampus dactyliophorus (ringed pipefish)
Lineage: Eukaryota; Metazoa; Chordata; Actinopteri; Syngnathiformes; Syngnathidae
Exons: 5
Coding region: 716-5611 (1631 amino acids)
Source: RefSeq, a predicted model, not a curated record
GAAGGGUUUGCGUUGGUGUAUUGGUUGGCAGAGCGAGCGCUUGUCAAAAAAAAAAAAAAAAAAAACCUUCCUCUGACAGAAGGCAUGAUUCACAGCAGAGAGAGAGAGGAGAGAGGAGGUGGAGAGCCGUACAAGAGAAAAAGAGAAAAACAACGGUCAAGAUCAAGAUGUGAGAUGCACAGAGGAACGACAUAGGCACAAUUCCGAUGGGCGACUCUCGUCAACAAACAGAAGACAAGACAAGUGCAUCCAGUCUUCCAUCCACUGUGUGCUCUGUGCCCGCGUUCCAAACGCUCUGGUGGAAUAAAACUCAACUGGCUCUAAGCAGCUUAAAACUAUAUAUUAAUGAACUCAUGCUGGUAAAAACAUGGGAGGCAUCAAGCAUUUUUUAUUAGCAAAUGAGCAAAGAACAAUAACACUGCGGACAUAGAAAGUGGACACAUAUUUGCUUUUAUAUAUCCUCCGAUGUCUGCUGCGAAAAUAUUUUGAAGUGGAACUCAGUUUUUUUCAAGCUUCUUUUUUGGGCCACUGAAAUGUUUGAAAGACAAGACCCCCUCUAACAGAAUCUAGUCUGUUUAGCUCAUCCACCGCUCGACUGCCAUUUAUAUUAACAACCUUCUUCAAAUUUAGAUACCCAAAAGACUUCACAAUUGACGCUUCAAACUUCCCACGUGUCUCCCAUCCACCCUUCCCACAGUCAGCCAUCCAACAAAACAUGGGCAAACCACUUAGCCGUCCAGGCUGUUUCCGGAAGAGCUCCUGUUGCCUGGAGAAACAUGGAGUUGGGGAACGAGUGAGAGGGCGAGAUGGGAUGAUGGAAGGGGGAUAUGGUGAUGGUUAUGUACCACAACGUUCCAUCUAUGAUACCAUGUGCAUUAAUCAACAAAUAGACAGCCACCACCAUCACCACCACCCAGGGGGGUCCACACGGCGAGAUGUUGGAGGUGAAGGAAGUUUCUACUCUGCAAGUGGCUCCCUUAGGGUCAGCAGGUCCCCAGCUGAAAUGUUUGAUUCUCAGCCGUGCUCUCUGACUCCUAACCCUUCAUUUGUUCGACGUCUGGACGAAAGGGCCAUCUAUGAUUCACUCAAACUUGGGGCUCAGGAUACUGGUGGUGGUGGCUGCUCUUCACCCGGACAUUUCAACCGAUCAGUUUCUCCAGCCGUCUCCUCCUUUUCAGCUCCAGGAGUGUCAUCAUCAUCUAAGAAGCACCCCCAUCACUAUCACCAUCAUCAUGGGGACAGCACAAAGAGUAGAGACGGCCGCCACUCAUGGAAAGUUCUCACUCCUCCAAAACACCUGGAGUGUUUGGACAUCACCACACAUGAAAUGAUGGACCGAGGAGGAGGAGGAUAUUUGAACCCAGCCCACUAUUCACAUGGCGGAGGCCAGUCCUCCUCUCUGACAUCACCCCUUAUAUCACCCUUCUCUGGCUCACCUCUUUCGUCUGGUUACCAUACUCCUGUCUUCUUCUCACCUGCCAAACCUCGUCCUAGUCAAACUCAGAGUUUGCGUUGUUCACCUCCACAUGUCCUCCAACCCAGACAUUACUCCCAAACACAGAGCCUAAGAAUGUCCCCGCCCCAUGAGCUUAGACGUUCCCCCUACCGAGCCCCGCUGGUCCAACUAUCAGCUCAUGAUCUUGAGCUGGACCUGAGAGACCAAGGUGGAUGGGGCCAUAAUGAGCGAGAGCGGGAGUGGGAAAGGGAGAGAGAGAGGGAGAUGGAGAGAGGAUGGGCACAGAGAGAGUGGGAAAGAGAGCGGGAAAGGGGGAGGCUGGAACGGGAGCGAGCAAGAGAAAGGGAGAGGAGGGACACAUCAACUUUUGGGACCUUUGGCUAUGGCCGACCAGUUACUUCAGAAAGAGAUUCUGUCUUUUUAGAAUCUGAUCAUGUUUUAGACACAACACCUCUUUUGCUCACGCAGUCUGCGCCUUCACCGUCACCAAGUGCUGCCCCAAGAAUGGGUACUGGUGCAGUGGGUAGGAAUAGAGCUGGGUCAAAGGUAGGCUCUGACUCUAUUGGUGGUGGUGUGGUUUCUAAAAUUGACAAUGGGAAUAUGGGCCUGGGGUUUGUUGAAAGCACACCUGGUUGUGUAACAAGACUAGUCAGUGGGGGUGGAGGCAUGUCUGAGGCUGACAUUAUGAUUGGUAUACAAGGAAAAAAUAGAGUUGAAAAUUGGGGGAAAUAUGAAAACGGAGUCAAAGCUAGUAUUAAAAAUGGGUCUGAAAAAAGAAUGGGCUCACAGGUGAAAACAAGAGCCGGGGGAAGGGAUUUGGAAGGAAAAGUGGAAUCUGGAGUACAGGUAGAAAAUGUGUCAAAAGCUGCAAACAGAGAAGGACAAAGAGGAGGAUCAAGGGGUGGAGAAAAACUCUUAAGAGCUGUCACUAAACCCGAACCUAUUGCUGAGGCUGUACCAUCAACUUUGCAUGAUGUAGACAAUAAAGUUGUUCCCGGAGAGAAAAAUGUUCCUGGAUCUGGGUCUGAUUGUAAAAUGAAGCCAGAGAUUAAAACAGGGCCUGAGAUGAAAGAUAAUUCAAGGCUGGAGAAUAAUCCUGGAACAGAAGUCGGAAUAGCUCAAGUUAACGAGUUUAACUCAGCACCAGCGUCAACAUUAGAACCUAAGCUUGAAACGGAGUUGAAGAUUGUGUCUUCAUGUGAGCCUGAGGCAGCUUUAGACAUUGGUCCGGAAAGGAAAGGAAAAGGAAAGGAAAAGGAGGAUAAGAGUAACACGGAGACUCCCAUUGAAGAGCACAGAAGCACAAAUAAAACUCCGGUAAAUGUGGAGGUUGGGGAUAAAACUGAAACUGCCCCUGCGGAGCAAGCUCAGAAAAGCCCCGUGGACAUUUACAAGAUAAUAUCUGGUCAUGCCGGAAAAGGAUCCAAAAGCCAGAAGUCCAAAUCAUCUAAAUCCAAUUCCAGGAUUCGACCUGGUACAGCCACAGGGCUCAGACCUGGGGUGCUUAGCCCACGACUUAGAAAAGGUCUUGCAGACCUGGAGUCACAAGGCCCUGCUGAAGGCAUUGAGUCCACCUGGCCUCGUCGAAUCAUGGUCAGAAAGAGGACAGUUCGACAGGGAGGUGCAAUCCAUAACCUCCCAAUUCUCCCCCCACUUCCCUCAGUAAUAUCUGCCUUGGAGAAGCGGCGCCCACACGCCCAUCUCCAUUCCCGCCCAGGUCACCACUCAGAGAACCCGCUUACUACAGAUGUUACAAUUUUUACAGGCCGAUGCUCGCUGAAAGAACCGUCCCACCAAGAACAAGUACAGGGCACAAGUUUAGUGGGCAGAGCGUCCCUGAAGGAGCAGAACCUGGAGCACUGGAGGGUCUACAGAGACCAGGAAGAAUCCAGGAGAUCCAGGAGCAGGGAGAAACAAGGAGAGACGAGUAAGGAGAGCGCUAACAAUAAUGAGGAGAAGAGAGGACAAGAACAGAUUGGUGAAAAUGAGAAGACUCAUGAUAAAACCGAGGAAAAGGCUGCUGUUGGGAAGCAAACAGUGGAAGAAAUCAAACAAGACAAGAUCAAAAUAAGCUCAGAAGAAAAGGUCCAAGACAGUGGAGUCAUAGAAGAAAAUCUAACGAUCUGCGAGAAAACAGAAAACAGAAGUAUUAAAGAUAGAACACAAGAGCAACUGGGGAAAACAGCAGUGAAAGUCACAGUCCAAGUAAAGAAAGAAGAAUGUGUGAUGGAGGGAAUUCAUAGAGGAACAUUUGGAGAGGGCCAGGAGGUGGAGAGUUGGGAUUCAGUGCUCGACAUGGUCAACACAUUAUGGGAUGACGGCUGGGAAAAAGGGGGAGCGACAGGAGGUGAUACAGAUUCCUUAUCAGGUUCUCUUCAACGUUGGCCUCUCCUCCGGCCCCCGGUAGGCUUUGGAGGCUCUCAUCCACCCUCCUCUGCAGCCUCUGAGCUCAGCUUGACAGAGCUAGAGCGGAGAGCGAGGGAGCUGGAUUCGGACUUGGAGCACCUCGAUCUGUCUCAGCCCCACAGAGACACCCAGGAUUUAUACCAAAGACAGAUGGAGUCUCAAAAGGAGCGAGCUGACAUGUACCAAACACACCCCGGGCCACAGAGAGAGAAAGGGCCACUAUUAACAGGAGUGAAGAGCAGGUUCCUGGUCAAUCUUGAGCUCAGCUCUAAAGCCCUACUACCUGACACUGACCCAGACAACGACCCUGUGGGAUGGUCAACUAAAUCUUCUACUGUGACUUCUUCUGUUGGUAUAAGCCCAUAUAAAGAGGACAGCUCUCCAGACUCCAACCUAACUCUGGAAUCUGACUCCAGUGGCAUUUUCCUGUCAUCCAAUCAGAGCCAGGAGGAAGGCGGGUCUGACAGCGACCAGCCAAUCAGUGGCUCCGACCUAGGCAGCAGCAGCACAUCAUUGGAUAAGGACGGGGAUGAUGGAAGUUUAAAAGAAUGGGGCAGGGAGGAGAGUGCUGACCUCCAGUGGUGCUACCCCUCGCUUCUCAACACCUCUCCGCGUGACGACGUAGGAGGGCAUAGUCAAAGGGAAGAGGAUGCUUGUGGCACAGGAGGGGGAGAUGGAAAUGGAUGGAGAGAUGAUAAGACAGGAGGAGUGGUUUCAAUUUAUGAAGCCACACUGGACACAAAUCUAAAUGUGUCUCAGAGUGAAGCAAUGCGACCGAGCAGAAAGGUUACCAUCAUUGCCAAUGACCCCCUUCUUCCUCCAUCUCCCUUGAAGCAGCAAGUCAAACAUGUUCUUGAUCCAUAUCAUAAACCGAUUCGAAGCUCAGGACUGGACUGUGGUGACAUUGAUCCAUAUGUCCAACCAGAUAGCUUUGUUUACCUUGCUGUGUCUGCAAGACCCCCUGGUGAGCUCCCCAUGGUUACGGAUUUUGCUACCCAUGACAUCAAACAAGAGAAUGUGCACCAACACUUUGACAACAGGAAAACACACAUGGAGCAGACCAUCUUGGAACCGGAUGCCAAGCCGUCUCACUUUGUCCCCCAUAAACCAGAGGAGGGAGACUUUUUGUGCACUGACAGCUUUGUCUACCUAGCUGCUCCAGCCUGCCUACUACUGGGGCCUGAAGGAUCUACAUCAUACAGUGGCAGGGAGUCAGACUCUGACUCAGACUCUGGUCCUGUUGACGAGUCAGUACUGGGUUGUGGUUCAGUGGCAGGAGACAGCGACUGGGAUUCAGACCUGUCUGACUCGGAUCCCUGUCGCCCCUUCAGAGUCUCCGCUGCCGGGCCUAAACCUGCUGGGGAGGCGCGACCCAAACGGCUGCCAGCGGAACCCCGUUGGGACUCGUUUGGAGAUUCCACAGAACCUGAAGUGCCAGAUGAGCCGUUCAAAGAUCAAGACCGAAACAACAAGGCGACCAUGGAUACCAGCGGGUCAUCCCACGCGACGGCAGCACCAGCCAAUCAGGCCGAGAUGUCAUCAAACACAGCCGAGCUCUCGUCAUCAACCAAGAAGGUUACAUGGCAGUUUAAACCAGCCCAAAGGUCAGUCUGCACGGGAAGUAGGAAGGAGAAGGAAAUGGCAUCAGCGGCGAGGAUAACUGAACUUGGUGGAGGCGGGGAUCAUAGACCUCCCCCUUCAUGCUCAUCACCUUCAUCAUCUUCCUCAUCGUCCUCCUCAUCGGGCUAGUACCUGAGCUUUUGGCAGGAGCUGUUCAACACCUAAGCUGAGUUGCUUCCGAAAAGGUAGAGAAGUUCUUCAAGUUUCUCCGUAGAACCUGAUGACUUGAACUAUCAUAUCAACAUGAAUGUUUUUAAUCUUGUAUCUACCUUGCUCCCUUGCCACAUAAAGCGACAUAAACGCGAACCACAUGAGAUUUGUACAUGACUUAACAGCAGGGGUGUCCAAACUUUUCACACUGAGAGAUGCUAAAAUCAGUCCAAUGUAGGCCAAGAAAUGCUAAGCAAUUUGAAGAAAACAUCCACAUCAUAGCGUUGUGUUAUAUGUGACAAAGCAAAUAGUUUAACGGAACGCCACAAUCACCGUUUAGCACGUACCUUAGUUUUAAAGUGCUCAUGACCUUGAACCGUGAACCCUCCCAACAAGAACUUGCCGUGGAAUACAUCUGUUGACAUAUUGUUGUGAUGCAUUUUUUUGUUGAUUUACUGUUGUUGUUAUAUAUUUUUUGGAAAUUAUGCCCGCUCGUUGUGUGGCACGCUUUUGCUCAAACACUGGAGCAGACGGAGUUUGCCUGUUUACAGGACGCCGCGUCAGAUUCCUCGGUAUUAUGUUCGGCACAUUUCUAGGACAGUUGUUUUGAUACCGCACUGAAGAUAAAGGAAAAUUUGGGACCGAAUGUGUAUUACCGGGGGUUGCUUCCACCAUCAGCUGUCCCGACCACCUUUCCUCAAACCAGACCGGGAGAAACACGAGCACUGGCACAGAAGGAAAUUAACAAAAAGUCAAAAACCCGAAGACGUUACUGCCAAGGUGGCAGUAAGAGUUUUUUCUACUGGAUAUAUUCUACGAGUCUUAGAAGAAUAAUAUUGGUUUUCAUUCCAAAUUUCAAGGCUAGCUAAACAGCGACUCGUCACUUGUCUUGUGUCUUGCAGCCGAUCUGUCUAAAGAGUCAUUGCUGCUGACUCGUCUUGUAUCUUGGAGUUUGCAUACAUACAGUAUGUCAGUGUUAAUCACUGCCAGGCAAACAACAUACCAUUUUUAAAAAAUGUGUGUUAUAUCGCACUAGUCACAACCUAAUAUCAGUAAAUGUUAGUAUUUUUUUUAUUGUUGUGAAUGUUUCCUUUUUUUCACUUUGCUGUUUUGUCUCUGGACGUGAUGUCACAGAGGCGGUUCAGAAAACUCCCUGGGCUCCGUGCGAUAAUCACAACUUCAUUUCACUCAUAUUUUAUAGUUGUUUACUGGCAGAUGAAAGAAGCGUUUUAUUUUUUCAAGAGAGUACUUUUAUUUUCUUAUUGUUUUUUUCAAAUAUUUUUUGGCGACAUGAGCACUUUAAGGACACGGUUCGAUUCAUUUUUAGGUACGGUCAGGGAACAAAAUUCAAAACAUAAAAGUUUCAUAUGAACAGCUCUAUCAAUGUUUCAAAUGAAACGGCACACUGCUGGCAGACAAUUCUCCAAUGAAUUGAAUUCUAAAAUAAAAAAUGCAAAUAGUUAUAGCAGGGGUGGGGAACCUACGGCUCGGGAGCCAGAUGAGGCUCUUUUGAUGACUGCAUCUGGCUCUCAGACAUUUCUUAACACCAUAAAAUGUGUUUAUUUUCAUUUGUUUUCCUGACAUUUUAAAGUAAAACACACAGUGUUAAAAAUAACAUUAAAAAUAUGCAUUCUAAUGCAUUUUAAUCCACCCAUUUGAUUUUGUAGCGCAAUGCUAGCUGUCCUUCCCAUAUUUUCCGUGUCAGACACUGAAACUUGAUUAUUAUCAAGGUCGUCCCUCCUUUAAUCAAAUAGUCAGCUAGCUAAUUGUGCAGAGACAACCCUUUUGACGAAAAAGGAAAAGAAAGAAAGAUACGGAGUAGGGCGCAAAACCAUGCAGCACCAGAAGUAAUUUAUUCAUUCUUGGUUAGCUUCCAUAUAACAUUAUUACAAAAAAUAAAUUCAGAGACUUAUUAUAUUUUGAAAUUGUUGGUCUUCCUUAAAUAUACACACAUUUGGUUGUAUUCGAUGUUAAAAAAUAUGAUAUGGCUCUCACGGAAAUAUAUUUUAAAAUAUGUGGCUUUCAUGGCUCUCUUUGCCAAAAAGCUUCCCGACCCCUGAGUUAUAGCAUCCAAAAAAAUGAAGGGGUGAGGGGCGUUCAGCUUGUUGCUCGUCCUUGAUGCAUUUUCUGCAUUUAAGACCAUUCCAAUGUAGGUCGUUAUCUGCUAAGCUUAGUGUUAUAGGUGACAAAGCAAAUUAGUGUAAUAUCUAACCAUACAAUUAAUUUAGUAUUAACAAGGAAUUCAUUUUAUUUUUAGAAUAUACCAAGAGCCAAGAAAAAAAAUGGCGCAGACCAAAAAUGGGCCGCACUUUGGACACCGCACUUUGGACACCCCUGGUUUCCAGUGUUUCUUUUUAGGAAAGUGCAAUGAUGAGAUGAGUGCAACGGCAAUGAGACGACGAAAGACUCAGGGUGAGAUUGAGGAAAUACAGCCACUGAUAGUUUUACUUUGAGAAACAUAACAGGGUUUGGUCUAUUGUGUACAUUUUUACAUAUUCUCUUUUUACAAUGUUGAUUGUACUGUACGGGACAUACACUAUAACAACCAUAACAAAGAUCCGUUCUAAAACAAUAUUGCAAAUAUAAAAGGCUCUGCGGCGUUGGAAUGACAUUAAUGCGCCAAUUGAAAGGGCGUUCAAAAGGAGGCCAACAUCUGACAAUUUAACGUAACUCAGGCCUUUUGAUUUCAUAUAUAUGGAUGUAUUUUACUAACGAUUCAAAGUAAGCCUUUAGAACAUGACAGAGGUCAAGCUAAGGUGUACAAUGUAUUUUAUAGGCACAUUUAACACUACAGUGUAUUAAGAGUGUGUGAACAGUACAUUUUAACACUUGAGAUAAGAACGACAAAUAUGCAGAUAUGGAAGAGUUGUGGAAGGACUUAUUAACACUUUAUUUUAAAUGUUUUAUUUAUCAGUUCAACUUGAAAUUGUGAAUGUAAUCAUUGAGCAAUAUGCUUAGAAAUCCAUGCUACACUAUAUUCUAUGUGAGAAGUGUUUCCUGAGCGAUAUGUGUAACAAUAGUUUAUGGUAAGUUUAAUUUUCUCUCUAGAAAGCCUGAUGUAUUUAUGAAUGCCUCUAAUGAAUCCUCCAUUAGAGGCUGCUGUAAUUAUCGGCGGUAAUCAACAAGAUCAUGUCUGAAAUGAUGGACAAUGUUUGUCUUACAAUGAUGGUAUUUUUUACCAGAGGUUGUUAUAUGUUUAUUAUAAUUUAUCAUUUUAAAGAUUAUUAUAUGUGAUCAGUAUUUGCCUUUCUACGGUGGGCGCCAGGGGCAAACGCAGAAAUGAUCCAAAAACACAAAAGCUACAUAAAACAAAUACAUUCUACAAAUUCUCCAAACGCCGCAGGAUCAAAGUGAAAUGUAAAAGAAAAAUGCUGCAAAAAACGCACACAAACCCCCAAAACAACUGCAUGAGAUAUCCGUCUUUAAAGGAAAACUGCACUUUUGGGGGGAAUUUUGCCCAUCAUUCACAAACCUUAUGUGAAACAUGAACACGUAUUUCUUUCCCUGUCUGUGUAAAAAGAGGGAAAACAAGCCAGCUAACAAUGCACGUCAUGGGAGGUACCUAUUUUGACGCUAAAGCCCUCACAAAAAACAACAACGGUGUUUCAUUUACAUAACUGACCUGUACGAUAUUGUUAUUGUAGCAGCUAACACAAAAAACUAUAUUUAUCUGGCGGAGUAACAUGACUCCUCGCUCGUCUCAGCGUCAUUCACUACGCCUCAAGCCACUGCAACGGGACAGACGGAAGAGUGGAUACUACUGGCUCUCAAUUUCGCUGCGAAGACUCAACAAGAUGCUCGUUUGCUGUCAGCAUUUUUUACCUGAGGACUGCAGCACAAGUCUUGUGCUGGAAGACACAGCCAUUCCAAUAAGUGUCGUCGCUGUUUCUAUGCUGCUGUUGUUGACGGAAGUAGCGUUAGCUCCUGUGGGCUGUGUGAAAUCAGCGCACCUAGGAAAGAAGUUUCGUUAAUGUUUUAAAUCAUCAAAAUACAGCAAGAUACUGUAAGUAUUACACGUUACCAUCAAUUUACUUGUUAAUGCGUAAUCACAGCAUGUAUAUAUAACAAUAAAAUGUUGUUAGAGCUUUUCAUGUCUUCUUCAUGACGUGCAAUGUAAGCUGACUCAUGUUCACUGAAAAGGGAAAGAAAUAUUUGUUCAUUAUUCACAUCAGGAUUGUGGAUGAUGGGCAAAAUUCUCAAAAAAUUCCAAAAAAAGUGCAGUUUUCCUUUAAAGAGAUGAGUGGGAUACCCAAGAAGAAAGUUGUUUUGGGGGUUUGCGUUAGUUUUUGUAAUUUGUAGCGUUUUUCCACUGCAUUUGUUUUUGAUCCAGUUUAUGUGGUUGCAGCAUUUUGAAUUUACAACAUUUUCCCAUUGCAUGUGUUUUAUAGGGUGUUUAUGCAUGUUGGCCACACAGUCAGAGGAUCUAGAAGAUCUGGGUUUGAAUCUCCAUUGGGCAUUUCUGUGUGGAGUUUGCAUGUUCUCCCCAUGCGUAUGUGGGUUUUUUCCGGGUACUCCGGUUUCCUCCCACAUUCCAAAAACAUGCAUGUUAGGUUAAUUGGCGACCCUAAAUUGUCCAUCGGUAUGAAUGUGAGUGUGAAUGGUUGUUUGUCUAUAUGUGCCAUGCGAUUGGCUGGCGAAGGCUCCCGAAAUCAGCUGGGAUAAGCUUCAGCAUACCCACGACCCCAGUGAGGAUGGAUUGAUGGAUGUGUUUUAUAGUGUUUGUCGUUUGGAUCAUUUCUGUUUUUGGAGCGUUUGGAUGUUGCCUCUGCCGGCCACCAUAUCGUUGACAUCAAUGUAACAACAUGACCAGUGUUGGUAACUCUACAAUGACUAUUUUAAAAUGAAUGAAAUAAAUUUGAAUGUUGUUUGCUCUCCUUUUGGAUGAGUGUGAAGUCUGGAAGCAAACAUGUUUCUACAUGCUUCCAAGUCAAUUUCUUGCCAUCCAGACUCAAACACAAACGUUUUUGAUGACGAAAUGGGUUUUUGCUUUUGGGGUUUUUCUUACAAUAAUGUACCUUUUUAAGUGUAGUGCAAUUAUAUACAAACCGAUGUACUUUGUUGCUGUUAAUGCUAGCAACUAUCCCAUUCUGUGAACAUUUGCAAGGACAUAUCUGCUGGCUGACCCUCUGUUAGAUAUUUUCCUUGAUGUGUUUGUGUAAGCACUAUCAUUUUUUUGUGGUUUCAAACAUUUGAAGUCAUAUGCCCCUUAACUUUAUAAAAGCACCGGGCCCCACCACAGUGGAGAGCAUGGUUGCAUUUGUGUUGCUAUGGUAACUGCUAUGCAAAGCUUGUAUCAAUAUGCAGACACAACAUACAUCCACGUAGGCGGACAAAGGUCAGCCAUAGUACAAGUAUCAUUCCUCUAUUGCUGUCAUUUACUCUUAUCCAGUAGCAAAGGAAUGUACAUUUCAUCUACAUUUACCAGUGGCGGCUGCUCGUCUUUGAAGCACAGGAAGCCCACUGGGGUCUGACAUACAUUUGAUAUGAUUUAAGCAAGCUGCCUGCUGCCGUCGUAGCUGGGCUAAGUAGCGAGCUACUCCUCCCACGAUGGUGAUAUGAACCAACAAAGGAACAUAACUCAAUAAUGCUGGGAUUAUCUGCUUUAUUUACAUGUACAAAGUGAGAGAACAGCUGUAGCGUUUAAUAAUAACUCAUUCUGGAAGAGACUUCAUAUCUGCUCUGACCGCUGUCUCCCCUCGAAUCUGCAUGACUGUGUCAUAUGGGGAAAGGGAGAAGAAUACCCUGCUCACUCUUCUGGCUGCUGUCAUUCAAAAUCAAGGACCAUACUGCCCCACAGAGUCCCAGUUAAGCUCAGCUUCCUGGGAAGUGACGGUGUUGUCAGUUGAUCUAAUUAGGGUCUUACUUUCUCGCUGUGAGCUUCCAUGGCGAUUUGCCUUAGUGUCUGUGCUGCUGCCGAGGGAAGAGAGAUCGCGUCAAGAGCAAACUCACUCGAGCAAAUUAAUGCCCCACGUACUCACAAAAUUCUAGUGCACUUUUAAUGCAGUUUUAGGUCUACACGUUGACGUUAACGCAUUUGUGACAAAUUCAUCCAUCCAUCCAUCUUCUAUGCCGCUUGUCCUCAUUAGUAUUUGACCAAUUGUUGUACAAAAUGUAAAGGGGAAGUUUAGUUUCCAUUGAUGAGCAAUCGCCAUUGACGUCUACACUAUUAUUAUCAUUUUCAUCUACACAAAUCAGCAGUCUCCCCUUUACUUUGGUACCAAGAUCAUCUAUUAUGUAAAACCAGUGGUCACCAAUAUACACUGCUCAAAAAAAUGAGAGGAACACUUGGAAAACACAUCAGAUCUAAACUGGGGGAAAAAUGAUCUUGAAUAUCUUUCCUGAUAAUAA